AGAAGUGAAAUUAUUGAAUGAUUGUUUGUUUCUUUUCGGUGUGCACAUUUGUAGACGGUCUCUGCGCACUGGUAUCGUUGACCAAGUUAUUCUGCACAGAGAAUAGCUCGUUUUGAUUAAAAAAAUAGUUUGUUGCGUUGUCGUUUGCUGUCUAACUUUCGCUUGGGAGUUAUUGGUCCCGAAGUUCGAAUGUGUGAACAUAUUACUAGAGUAUUUUUAAGUUGUCUUUUCUACAGUUACACAUUUACUGUAUUUUUGUUGUACAUCCACAUUGUCGUAAAAUUAAUACUACGUUCUGUAAUCCGGUGACAAUAUGAUACUUUUCCCCGUCACUUUAUCAGUAGUGACAUCAUCGAAAUAGUAAGAACUUCCGGGUUGAAGGUCUUUAGCGGUUCUGUUUGUUAUCUAGCUAACAAGAGCUAGCCGCCUCUUGGCCAACGUUAUUAGUUUACCCAAGAUGAAGUCAAAGUCCUCUCAGUGGUGAAUUUCGUGCGGCCAACUUAAGGUGCACUUAAGAUUGUUCCGAGUCACCAUUAUAAUCCGCCAUGUCCUCACCAAAUGAGUCUGGGGCCCGUAGAAAGGAGCAAGAAAGGGCAGCCCGGCCCAAGGUAAGACUGAGUCGUUCAGAAGAGAGACGAGACACAGGGUGCGGGCAGAGGGGCGCUAAGGGCAAGUGGAAAGGUUUUGCUGCCCAUGAGCCGGCCGUUGAACGACCCGUCAGUGAUGGCUUUGAAUAUGGAGACUUCUUAAAUGACCUUGAAAGCAAGGACAAGGCCGCUGCUGCCUCCUCUUCUCAGAAAGCAAGCUGGAGAUGUCACAGUGUGGAUGCUGCGACCUUAUUGCUAUCUGAACCAGCGACAUCCACUGCAGGGUUGGCAACAGUCAGCUCUUGCGCAGAGUUAUCUACGCCCAGUGAAGGAGACUGCAGAGGAUCGAGCAGCAGCGCUAGCAGUCGGACACUUCGGCAAAAAAUCCAAGAUGCGAUGGGGCAGUGUUUCCCCAUUAAGACACAAAGUGCAGAGAGCACGCCACCACUUCCUCACACGUUCUUCUUGUCAGCAGGCUGCACCUCCUCCAGACGGAAGAUCCAUCUAAGUGAGCUGAUGUUGGAUGACUGCCCUUUCCCCGCGGGGUCAGAGCUGGCUCAGAAAUGGUAUCUCAUAAAGCAACACACGGCCCCCAUCACCCACCUCCCAAUACUCGACACCACUGCGGCAUGCGGUGCUCUGGCUUCCACCGUGGCAUUCCCGACGGAGGAUGUGGAUGAUAGGCUGAGGGAGCGCAGGCGCAUCAGCAUCGAGCAAGGCGUGGAGCCGCCGCCCAAUGCACAGAUCCACACGUUGGAGGUGACGUCCCAAAUUAACUUGCUCCACAGGCGUGGGCCCAAAGUGGCUCACGGCGUGAAUGAGCUGACGGGAGCCGAGCGAGCUCCUGCAGCUCAUCAGCAGAAGCAGCUUCUCUUGCAGAGGCAGAAGCAGCAUCAGCUUCUUCUGCAGAGUUGUUUGGACACCCUGGAUGAGGUGGUGGCCUCCUCUUCCUCUUCAGCAGCUAAUGAAGUUAGCACCACGUCUGUGGUCCACCCAGAGGCGACCAGCUCGCCCCCAAGAGCUAGCCCACACGUUCACACUCAGAUCGACUACAUUCAUUGUUUAGUUCCUGACCUGCUGCAGAUCACCAACCUGCCUUGUUACUGGGGCGUCAUGGACCGCUACGAGGCGGAGAUGCUCCUGGAGGGGAAACCUGAGGGCACCUUCCUUCUGCGCGACUCGGCCCAGGAGGACUACCUCUUCUCAGUCAGCUUCCGCCGCUACGGUCGCUCGCUCCACGCCCGCGUCGACCAGUGGAACCACAAUUUCAGCUUUGACGUGCGGGAUCCGAGCGUCUUCCACGCGACAACCGUCACGGGCCUGGUUGAGCACUACAAGGACCCCAACUCAUGCAUGUUCUUCGAGCCGCUACUGUCCAUCCCCAUGCCUCGCACGCAGCCCUUCAGCUUGCAGCAAAUCUGUCGCGCCGUCAUCAGCAGCUGCACCACCUAUGACGGCAUCAACACACUGCCCAUCCCAAACACCUUGAAGAAGCACCUGAAAGAAUACCACUAUAAGCAGAGGGUACAUGUUCGCAGGUUGGACACAUGGUGGGAAUGACCGUUAACAACUGAAAUCACUUUUAGCAGCCUGUUUUCCACUGUACAGCUCACCAAACUGUGCUUAUUUAUUGUACUGUAUAUCCUGCUGUGUACAACUGUACCACACUGACAAGACAAUAUGUAAACUCACUGGUCUCUAAUGUGCUUUCUGCUAUAAUAAACGUACUGGAUUUAUAUCUCUGGUGUUUUCAGGUGUGAUUAUAUCAGGGUUGUGAUGACCACAGGCAAAAAAACAUGUCAUAUGUCUCACUAUAAGGCAGUAAACCUUUCUUUUGCAGCGCAAUCCACAAUAUGGUAACUCUAUUGACCCAAAUAUAAGAUGUUAUUUUUUUCUUUAGAAAAAAUGUCUUAUAUUCGAGAAUUAUAUAUAUACACAUGCAAACCAACCGGUGGUGCUGAAUGACUUCUCCCCACGCUUUUCUUCCUCUCACUCACAUGCAUACAUACGCACACAAGUGACCCGCUGGAAAAAAAAAAAGUUUUAAAAGUUAGCAAACAAAUGAGGAGUUAUGAUGCAAACAUUCACAUAAUGGUAAUCAAUGAAUAUAUGUGUAUGUAUGUAUGUAUAUGUAUAUACAGUUGUGUGCGAAAGUCAGGGCACCCCUUUAAAUACAGUAUAUUUUUUAUAUUAAAAUAAUAUUAAUAUUUAUAGUCUCUUGUAAAUGGGGAAAAAGACAAUAUGAUCAGGAAACAUUAAUGCAUUUUAUUUUAUCAAUUGAACUAAAUUACAAAAAUAAACAUAACUUUGGCAUGUGCAAAAGUCAGGGCACCAGACAGCGUCAGUACUUAGUAACACCCCCCUGACAGAGGUCACAGCUUGUAAAUGCUUUUUAUAGCCAACUACAAGACUCUCGAUCCUAUUAUUUGAGAUUUUCCCCCAUUCUUCCUUGCAAAAGGCUUCCGGUUCUGCAGUAUUCUUGAGUCGUCUUGCAUGCACUCUUUUAAGCUCUACCCACAGAUUUUCAAUGAUUAAGUCUGGAGACUGUGAAGGCCAUUCCAAAACCUUUAGCAUGCGUUUCUUGAGGUAGACCAUGGUGGAUUUUAAGGUAUGUUUAGGAUCAUUACCCUGUUGUAGAAGCCAUCCUCUUUUCAGCUAAAGCUUUUUUUUUUUUUUAUACACAUACUGUGAUAUUUGCCUCCAUAAUUUGCUGGUAUUUUAAUGGAAUCCAUUCUUCCCUCCACCCAAGCAAUGCUUCCUGCCCCACUGGCUGCAACACAACCACAAAGUAUGAUGGAUCCACUCCCAUAUAUAACAGUUGGCAAGGUGUUCUUUUCAUGAAAUGCUGCUGCUUUUUUCUCCAAACAUACCUUUGCUUAUUUGGCAAAGAGUUCUAUACGUGAUCAGUCCACAGCACUUGUUUCCAAAAGUCACCAGGCUUCUGUAGAUGUUCUGUUGCAUAUUCUUUGACAUUUUAUGAUGAGGACACAGGUGAUGUUUUCUGCAGACUCUUCCAUGAAGGUCUUGUUUGUGCAAUGUCGCAUUGUGGAAACUGCAAGUUUAAAACGUUUUGCUGUCUUCUUGUAGCUCUCCCUGGCAUUGUGGGCAUCAAUAACUUUCAUUUUUCUUG
Messenger RNA from Dunckerocampus dactyliophorus (ringed pipefish), 3717 nucleotides. RefSeq names its product suppressor of cytokine signaling 9 (gene socs9). The record is from RefSeq and is a predicted model, not a curated record. Gene Ontology annotation, biological process: phosphatidylinositol phosphate biosynthetic process; intracellular signal transduction. The coding region runs from base 546 to 2147 and encodes 533 amino acids. The transcript has 2 exons. Gene Ontology annotation, cellular component: phosphatidylinositol 3-kinase complex. Gene Ontology annotation, molecular function: 1-phosphatidylinositol-3-kinase regulator activity. NCBI's taxonomy places the organism in Eukaryota, Metazoa, Chordata, Actinopteri, Syngnathiformes, Syngnathidae.